UGCAGUUCUCUCCAGCUGACCAAAGAAAUGGUGAUGGAGAAGCCAAGUGCCCAGCUCGUCGGGCGGGAGUUUGUCCGACAGUAUUACACACUACUCAACCAAGCACCCGACUACCUGCACAGGUAAAGCCAGUACACUACUAGAACAUUCUUCCCAAACAGUAUCUAUUCCAUGAUGAUCUGCUUUCAAAUAUUAGUGGGCGAUCUAUGCCUCUACUACUAAGAGAAGAAGUAACUGAUUUUAAACUUGUUUAUGUUUUGAGGUUUUAUGGGAAAAAUUCCUCCUAUGUACAUGGAGGUCUGGACAACAAUGGUAAACCAGUUGAAUCAGUCUACGGACAGUCGGUGAGUACUGCAAUACAAUUUCCCUAAAUUAUAUUUGCAAUAGUUCAUGAAACCUUAGUGAAGCAGUAUUAUACGUUUACUUUGUAAAAUAUCCAAUGCGACACAGCCACAUGAUUGUAUGGCAUACCUCUAUCAGUGUGUUCUUAUUAAAGAUGGGUAAUAUAUUUUCAGUUAGGCUUUGUGAAACAAGGCUAACACAUUUUUAAGUUUGAGAUUUUCAUCAAGGUCUUUAAUUAUGUAUAAAGGAGAUCCAUAAAAAAGUGUUGGCGCUGAACUUCCGUGACUGCCACACCAAGAUCAGACAUGUGGAUGCCCAUGCGACCUUGAAGGAGGGCGUUGUGGUGCAAGUGAUGGGGGAGCUGUCCAACGACAUGCAGCCCAUGCGCAAAUUCAUGCAGACAUUCGUGCUGGCCCCUGAGGUAGGUCCUUCAACUGUAUAGAUGGACAUUGGAAAUUUGUCCUUGAAACUUUUUUUCAUUUAUGUAUUAGUGUCCAGUUCAGCUAAAGGGUUAAUUGUGUUGAACUCAAUGACAUUGGUGUUUCAGGGCACUGUAGCAAACAAGUUCUACGUUCACAACGAUGUAUUCCGUUACCAAGACGAAGUGUUUGGGGAUUCUGACUCAGAACCCCCUGAAGGUGAGCAUGUUACAGAUUAGAAAGCUGCUUUACGGUUAGCUGGUUUUCUUUCAUAUGUAAUUUACUUCUCAUGACUAAUACAUAAUGGCUAGAGGUGUUGCUCUUAUUGAACUCCAUUGCAGUGCUUUUUACUCAUACAGUACCUUGCAUAUGGGUCAACACUAUUAUUAAUAAUAUGUCUUCACUGUUUAGGGGUAUAGAAGCAUCUGGUGGCACCAUGAGGCGGCAGGUAGCUUAGUGGUUAAGAGCGUUGUGCCAGUAACCGAAAGGUCGCUGGUUCUAAUCCCCCUGCCGACUAGGUGAAAAAUCUGUCUGUGCCCUUGAGCAAGGCACUUAACCCUAAUUGCUCCUGUAAGUCGCUAUGGAUAAGAGCGUCUGCUAAAUGACGUAAAUGUAAAUCUGCUAAAUGACUAAAAUCUAACAGGUAUUGGAUUCAGCCCUGAAACUGCUGUAAUUGGGACUCACUCAUGUUCUUGGUGUUUCAGAGUCUGAUGAGGAGAUGGAGGAGAGAGUACCCUCACCGGAGGUGGUCCAGGAAGAGGCUGCAGCCUUCUACGAACAGACACCCUGGUAAGGAAACGCAUCCAUCUUCUCUUAGUUUAGCAUCAUAGUCUUGACUUUCUCAUUAAAAAUGUUUGUACAGCUUUGACAGUGCUACAUCAGCAAUCCUAUUCCACUUCAUCCUCGAUGUUGAUUAUGUAUUACUAUAGCAUGAAUGGUGGCAAACAUGCCCUUCAUGAGAGAGGGAGUGCGAGAGGCGUCCACCCAGGGUGCUCAAAAUCACAUAUUUAGAUUAUUGUCAUUAAUCUUAACAGAAUGUAAACAGUAGAACGAUGCUCUUAAACCAACAUGACAGGUUUUAUUAAAAAGCAAAACAUUGUUGAGUCUUCAUCCCUGCUAUAUAUCCUAAAUGAAUAUAAUAAAAUAAAAACAUUUAGCCUUGAAGAACAAGUCACCUACACAGUACUAAAAGACAACUCCAAAUAUAAGUUGCUAACCUGUCCUGUAGGCCAUUUGUAUGAACAUUUUUUAUUAAUAAAUAACACAACAGAGCUGUUUUCAAGUACAAUCUAGGCCUUUCUCAUUUGAUUUAGCCUUGGCAUUAACAUUUUUAAAUAACAAAACAUGUCUGUCUACAAACACCAAGGCCGGCCGGUCAUGGCUAGAAGGGAUCCAGCUAUUGUCAAAUUAACAUCAGAUUUGACUUUUCGUAUCAGGUUAGGAGAACUUACGCAGCAGGUUUAGAGAAUUAGGGUAAUGUUAGGAAAAGGGUUAGGGUUAGCGAAAAUGCAACUUUUUGACGUUCAUUUGACAAAAACUGGAUCCCUUCUAGCCGUGACCGGGCCGCGAUUCUGCACCACAGCAAAUGAAAGGGAACACUAGGCAGCCACAAAAUGAAGAAAUUAUAAAACCGAUGUUGUCCAAUCAAAUUUGAUAUGUUUACAGUUCUACUGGAUGGUGUUAAUGAAUUAUGUUUAUUAUAAUUUGUAAUUUCGUGUGGUCGUGUGUGUGUGAUAUACGUGGAUUAUUGAUAACAACUCCGUUUCCUGCUAUAGGCAGUUGGCUACCUAAUACGCUCAACUGACAUGCACCAAAUUAUACACAUCAUUACUCUACUCUAGUCUAUCAAUCUAUUCCAAAACUUUAUAGACGACUAUACAUGAAACGUGCGACAUGUUGAUCUUACCUAGGGAAGCAGAACUGCUAGGACCGACCUGACCAACGCAAUUUGCCUCUAAUAUACUUGCGUUUGCGGUGGUCCUUGGCCUGCUCAAAGUGUUGGGAAAUCAAAACUGUCCAACUCCUUUUAAAGCAGCCUGCGAUGCCCAUCAGCCUUGUUACUUUGUCCUCAGGAAGGUGCGAUCUUGAGGCCGUCUUUACUGUUUUGGAGAAAGAAUCCCGUCUCGGCGGGCACACUGGGAACUUUGAUAAUCAACAUUAUUUUAUUUAUUCUCCCAGACAAUUUGGCCGUUAACAAUUUUAUUUAUCGGCUUUUCUUUUUCUGUGAUGCCUAAACUUUGGUGGUUUACCCAAUACAUUACUUGCCACUUAUCUAGUGUGGAACUUUGUUUUUCUUGCCUACAGUCAGCACCUAAAACUGUUUUGGGAAUGUGCCAGCUCAUGCUUUUCACUAGAAUAUGUGUUACAGUAACAUGGAUGGUAGCAUGCUGCAAGGGAUAUUCUCCUUUUCCUAAUCUCAAAUUAGAAUGAUUCGUUUCUUAAUGAGAAUUCUAUGGCCAGAAUAUGCUCGUGGGUUAAUAUGAGAUAUGUGUGUGUCUGGGCUAUUUCAGCACCGAGGCCAAGAGGCCAGAGGAGGAGGAGGUGGUUGUAAUCCCAGAGCCUGAGGCUGAAACUGAGGUGGAGCCGGAGCCAGACGUGGUGGAUGGAAAACAGGACCUGGAGCCAGAGACCCAGCAGCAACAACACACCACAGAGGAGCAGGGAGAGAAGUGUCCGGUCUCCUCACCCCUGCCCUCCGCCACUGCUGACCCUGCACCUGCCGCUGAAGAUAACCGGGUAGGGCUAUGGUCAUGUCAACAUGGUGGUCGUGAUUCCAUGUGUGACCUGGCUGUCUAUUCCUCUCUGGAUGCUGUGUUUUGGCUGGUUAUCCACUGUCAAGAGGUCACAACGCAAUAUGUGACCUUUCUACAUCUCUGGCUAUUCCAUUUUGGUUUAAGAACCAUUUUUGGUUGUAUCGCCAUCAGCUUUGAUAGCUAAUUUUGUAGAUAAACAACUACUAUUGCUGAGAAAUUAUUUUAUUUUGCCCUUGGUUCUUCAUUAGGUUUGCCCAGCUUCUAGGGCUUUCCUUGUACAGCUGCCAAACCUCGUUCGUUUUAAUAACGUCACCGUUUCGUCUCUCCUCCAGCCUUUCUCCUGGGCGUCUGUCACCAGUAAGAACCUCCCCCCUAGUGGAGCUGUGCCUGUCUCGGGCGUCCCCCCUCACGUAGUCAAAGUCCCGUCGGCACCGGUACGUUAAACAUACAAUGUUACUUUUCUCUAUGUAAAAACACUCCUCCUGUAGCCAACAUUUAUGUAUUAAAUACCUGUAGAAGAAACAACCACACAUACUAUAUUGAUUACUAAAGGUGGAUAAAAUCACCUGUUACAUAUCUAGCAUGUAUCCUACCAUUUUUGAAAGACUUCAUACUACACUGCUCAAAAAAAUAAAGGGAACACUAAAAUAACACAUCCUAGAUCUGAAUGAAUGAAAUAAUCUUAUUAAAUACUUUUUUCUUUACAUAGUUGAAUGUGCUGACAACAAAAUCACACAAAAAUUAUCAAUGGAAAUCAAAUGUAUCAACCCAUGGCGUUCUGGAUUUGGAGUCACCCUCAAAAUUAAAGUGGAAAACCACACUACAGGCUGAUCCAACUUUGAUGUAAUGUCCUUAAAACAAGUGGCGAAUUUGCCAAUCUUGGUGUUCUCUGGCAAAUGCCAAACGUCCUGCACGGUGUUGGGCAGUAAGCACAACCCCCACCUGUGGACGUCGGGCCCUCAUACCACCCUCAUGGAGUCUGUUUCUGACCGUUUGAGCAGACACAUGCACAUUUGUGGCCUGCUGGAGGUCAUUUUGCAGGGCUCUGGCAGUGCUCCUCCUUGCACAAAGUAGAAGUCCUGCUGCUGGGUUGUUGCCCUCCUACGGCCUCCUCCACGUCUCCUGAUGUACUGGCCUGUCUCCUGGUAGCGCCUCCAUGCUCUGGCCACUACGCUGACAGACACAGCAAACCUUCUUGCCACAGCUCGCAUUGAUGUGCCAUCCUGGAUGAGCUGCACUACCUGAGCCACUUGUGUGGGUUGUAGACUCCGUCUCAUGCUACCACUAGAGGUAAAGCACCGCCAGCAUUCAAAAGUGACCAAAACAUCAGCCAGGAAGCAUAGGAACUGAGAAGUGGUCUGUGGUCACCACCUGCAAAACCAGUCCUUUAUUGGGGGUGUCUUGCUAAUUGCCUAUAAUUUCCACCUGUUGUCUAUUCCAUUUGCACAACAGCAUGCGAAAUGUAUUGUCAAUCAGUGUUGCUUCCUAAGUGGACAGUUUGAUUUCACAGAAGAGUGAUUGACUUGGAGUUACAUUGUGUUGUUUAAGUGUUCCCUUUAUCUUUUUGAGCAGUGUAUAUUGAUUACUAAGGGGGAUAAAAUCACUUAUUACAUAUCUAGCAUGUAUCCUACCAGUUGAAAGACCACACAUACUAUAUUAAUGAUUAGGUAUCAGAAACACUUACAUUUGGUGGCCUUUUAAUCAACGUUCCUCUUAAAAGGGCAACGAACACAAUCAACAGGUGAUUUAGCCUGGAGUUUUGAGUGUGUUGUCAUGCUGCUCUAGCCUGGUUUCUCUGUGUGUUGUGCUCUAGCCCAGGGUGGAGGUGAAAACAGAAGCUGCAGCACAGAGAACACAACCGAGAGGAGACCAGAGACCACGGGAAGCAAGGCCAGGCCCCCCACCAGUCAACAGAGGACCCAGACCAGGAGGUACGAUCCACCAGACAGCAUCUCGCCCAACACCCAGUACCAUCCACCAGACAGCUGGGUCAUGUUCAGGAGGUAGAAAACGUCUUGAAAUGAAGUGAAACUGGGAGGUACUACCUGACCUCGUCCAAUAAGAACACAGAUUUAAGUUUUCCGUUGUAAAAAAUAAAAUGUUUUGCUACAGUAUGCAGUCUACGUUGGAUGUAAACCUGUCUGUUAGUCUGAACUCUGAAUGCCCUCUUUAAAGAAUAGGCGUCAUAUACACUGAGGAAACAUCAGACGUGGAUGCGUUAGCAUGACCCUCUCAUGCCUCUAUCCAUCUGCUCUUAGCAUGACUGUCUGCUCUUGGUUUGCAGUGAGGGAAGGAGAACCGGGAGAGUCGUCGGACGUUGGCCGCGUUGUGAGGUAUCCAGACGCUCACCAGCUCUUUGUAGGAAACGUCCCCCAUGAUGUGGACAAGGCAGAGCUCAAGGAGUUUUUCCAACGUAUGUCACUUAUUCUAUUUCAAAAUGGUCUGCAAAAAAGCAUUUUAAUUACUUUGUAUGGUUUCAACUGGCAAAUAAUUGAUUAAACAGGGACAGUACAUGGUAAUCAAUAACUCUUGACAGGACUGAGGUUUAGUAGUGCCAGAUUUAGUCUUAAUUGAUCAUAUUCCCCCAAUGACCUGUAAAAGGGUUUGAAAUAAUUGAUUAGAAUCAUUGAUCUGUAAUGUUAAAUGAUCUGCAUCCCUGUAACAGAAUACGGUACAUGCGUUGCAGGAACUGAUUGAAGUAAUUGAUUGAAAGAGUUUAUAUGUAAUUUUAAUACGAACUGGUUCCUCCUACAGAGUAUGGUACUGUGCUUGAGCUACGGAUCAACAGCGGAGGAAAGCUUCCCAACUUUGGAUUCGUGGUGUUUGACGAUUCGGAACCUGUACAGAAAAUCCUAAGCAACCGGGUAAUAAUUAUAUUCAACAUAUAUGUUAAGUCUGAGUGUUUUAAUUACAAACAUGCUGAUUUGAUGAACUCGCCUCCAUUUUGUAAAGCCUUGGACUCCAUUUCAAUGAUGGUAGAAGGGUGCUUCACAUUCCCAUAAAUAUCCAUUUGGGAGCAGUAAAUGUUAUUCAAAAAUUAUCUUAAUGCAUGUACAGACACAAUCCUCUUUUAAAAGCCCACUCUGUGAUUUUUACAUCUGUUUAUGAUAAUUUAAAUGAAUGAAUGUACUAACAGUCCUCUUUCAUCUGUAGCCCAUUAAGUUCCGAGGAGACAUCCGACUGAACGUGGAGGAAAAGAAGACUCGCUCUGCCCGGGAAGGGGACCGGCGUGACAACCGCCCCAGGGGUCAAGGUGGCCCUGGAGGGCCCCGAGAGAGGAUAGGAGGGCCCAGGGGCCCCCCCACCAGGGGUGGCAUGGCACAGAAACCCAGCUUUGGCUCUGGACGAGGCACUGGACCCAGCGAGGGAGGUCGCUACACGGGACCUCGUCAGUGAACGUCACUCUGAAGUUGGUCUGAUGUCCCACUACCGUGCCAGUUUACUACUGCUGUCAGUUGCCCCGACUCUUGAGUAUUAUAAAACAAAGAUGGCUUCUCCAUCCCUCCCUCUGCUUUUAGUUUUCUACAUUGGGAUUCUGGAAUGUGAUCCAUCGCUCCUUUCUCCCGACGUUGACAUGAUCUGUAAUUCUCUCCUGGUCUUUCACAUCAUCCUGAACUAAGUCAAAAAAGGCUCUAAACUAACUACUUGAAUUGGAAUAAUCCAGUUUGGUUUUGGCGUUCUCUCCCUGUUUCUUAAAGGAACGUGUAUGUACUGCUUGGGCAGUCCUGUGUAUUGCCGCCACUGUCUUUUCAGGUCAAAUGCAAGUAUGGUUUUAUUUUAAAUU
This is a messenger RNA of Coregonus sp. 'balchen', 7298 nucleotides long. NCBI's taxonomy places the organism in Eukaryota, Metazoa, Chordata, Actinopteri, Salmoniformes, Salmonidae. The record is from the annotation of a GenBank genome assembly.